Messenger RNA from Vicia villosa (hairy vetch), 787 nucleotides. RefSeq names its product 17.5 kDa class I heat shock protein-like. Lineage: Eukaryota; Viridiplantae; Streptophyta; Magnoliopsida; Fabales; Fabaceae. The record is from RefSeq and is a predicted model, not a curated record. Gene Ontology annotation, biological process: response to hydrogen peroxide; protein complex oligomerization; response to heat. The transcript has a single exon. Bases 88 to 561 code for a protein of 157 amino acids.
UGCCAAUUCCUCAUCAUACAAAUAAUCAACAAACACAUUCAACAAGCCAAAGCACUCUCGCUUUUACUUAUCUUCUGAAUAAUCACUAUGUCGAUAAUUCCAAGUGUGUUCGGUACAGGACGAAGAACCAACGUAUUCGAUCCUUUUUCUCUAGACUUGUGGGACCCAUUCCAGAAUUUCCAGCUGGCCAGACCCGCCACCGGAACCACCAACGAGACGGCGGCUUUCGCCAACGCACACAUUGACUGGAAGGAAACACCGGAGGCUCACGUGUUCAAGGCUGAUCUUCCGGGAGUGAAGAAGGAAGAAGUGAAGGUUGAAAUAGAAGAAGAUCGUGUGCUCAAGAUAAGCGGAGAGAGGAAAAUUGAAAAGGAAGACAAGAACGAUACUUGGCAUCGUGUUGAACGUAGUCAGGGGAGUUUCCUCCGCCGUUUCAGGUUGCCGGAAAAUGCGAAGGUGGAUCAUGUGAAGGCUGCUAUGGAGAAUGGUGUGCUUACUGUUACUGUUCCUAAAGAGGAAGUUAAGAAGCCGGAAGCUAAGCCUAUUCAGAUUACAGGUUGAACCAUUGUUCUUACUAUAUUUUGAUGUUUGUGUGUCUAAUAAAAUGUUAAAAUAAAACAAAUAAUAAUUGUAUCAGUAUGUAGUGGAGUUCCAGUUUUAGGAGAUUGAGAGACAUGUAUGGACUUGGCUAUUACAAUUGUGUAGUAGUUUGUGAGUGUUAUGUUCCCUUAUGUUUAGUGUGUAUACAAAGAGCUUUUUUUAGUAUGUCAAAGUUUCUUUUGAUUAA